This is a messenger RNA of Orbicella faveolata, 2257 nucleotides long. Its product is annotated as PAT complex subunit CCDC47-like. The record is from RefSeq and is a predicted model, not a curated record. Gene Ontology annotation, molecular function: calcium ion binding. NCBI's taxonomy places the organism in Eukaryota, Metazoa, Cnidaria, Anthozoa, Scleractinia, Merulinidae. Gene Ontology annotation, cellular component: endoplasmic reticulum. Gene Ontology annotation, biological process: endoplasmic reticulum calcium ion homeostasis.
AGUUAUUGUAGCCAGAGGGAAAGAUGGCGUCCAUACGUGCAUACUUGAAGCCUUUUAGGCCCAUUUUGAUCAUGAUUUUUCUGCUGCUAGUCGGAUUCUUAACGUAUGUAACUGCGACGGACGAACCUGAUGAGGGAGUAAACGAUUUUGCUGAAUUUGAAACGGAAGGGGACGAAGAAGAGGAAGAAGAAACAGAGACGCACGGAACAAGUGAUCAAGAUGAAGACGAAGAAGCUGAUGUUCAAGAAGAGACAGAUGAUUCAGAGGCCACAGUUGAAGAGCCAGAUGAGGACCAAGAAGAAUUUGAUCACUUCACGGAUGAAGAAGAAUUUGAGGGUUACAAUAAAGAAAAGAUACCAAAAGGAAAAUCAGGUCCACAACCAGACUUAAAAAUCAAAAAAAUUCCUGUUCAUUUAAGAGCAAACUGGGAAGGAUUUUAUGCUGAAAUUCUGACUCUAGCAGGACUUGCAGUUUAUGCUCUUAAUUUCUUUGCUGGACGUAGCAAGAAUUCCAGGCUUGCAACUGCAUGGUUAAAAUCCAACAAAGAACUUCUAGAAAGUAAUUUCAGCAUAGUGGGUGAUGAUGGUUCUAGUGAAGAACCUCAGCAAGGAGUCCUUGUGAAGGAGAGCGAGAGUCUUUACACCCUGUGGUGCACAGGGAGGGUGGGAUGUGAAGGACUGCUUGUCGAAAUAAAGCUGCAGAAGCGCCACGACCUAGUUAGUGUGAUGUCAUAUUUAGUCAAACCAGCAAGAGAUACCAUAACAGUUACAGUACACAUGACUGAGGAAGAAAUGGACAACUUUGUUUUUGCUGUGUUGCCAAAGAAGACUGCAACCAAGAUGCAAAAGGAGCUGCAAGAUUUGACUUUUUUCUGCCCUGAUAAACGUAGUGGUGCCAAGUAUGAUCUUCCUGCUUCGUAUGUUGUUUUAACUGAAUCAACCGAGGCUGCCAGUGCUAUUUUAACAUCCCAGAUCACGAGAGCUAUUUCAGGUGGUGAAGAAAUGUUUGACUCCUUGAUAUUUUCUGAUCAGUAUGUAGGCCCUAAACAACCAGAUGAUGAUGACCAGGCAGCCAGUGGAAAACCAGUUAAACCAAAGAAAGUUUUGUUAUUUAAUUUCAAUGUGCCCUCUAAAGGCAGCAGUACGAAGUCAGCUGACAUGGUUAAAUUGGAACCCAUGAUGAGGCUUGUACUUCACUGUAUUGACAGGGUUCGUCGUUUCAAGCUGGGAAAAGAGGCAAAAGCUAAAGCCGAGAAAAACCGACGGGAACUUGAAGAAAACCUUCUCAAACAAUCUCACGCCCAAAGACAAGAAGCCGCUCAACAGCGUCGUGAAGACAAGAUAAGGGCCGAGAAAGAACGCAUUAUGCAGGAGGAUGACCCAGAGAGACAGCGCCGGCUUGAGGAGAGAGAACACAAGAAGGAAAUGAAGAAAAGAAAUCCAUUCAAAGUCAAACAAGUCAAGGCACGUGGCUGAUGGAGGGAAGGUUUCAGGGAAUUCUCCCUUCUUCCAGCUCAACCAAGCAUCAUUGUUAAUCUGUAGCUUCUCUCGCCAGUUACAAUAAGUUAUUGCAACUAUUUCACGGCAUUCAGUUCAGAGGGAGCGUUUUCUUCAAUUAGAAAUUGUCACUAAAAUUUAACGGUAAUGCAACUGACCAAAGUCUUGGGCAGAUCAUAAUGAAUAGUGAAAUUUGAUGAGUUUUGACCUUACAAGCUGAAUGCUGUUCAAUUUCUGUUUUAUAUUAUAGUAUUGUGAAGCACUUUAAUUUGAUGUUUCCUUUUGAAGACACUGUUUAUUGAAGAAUCGCUCGCCACUGUGUGCAGCAACAUAGCCCCUUGCAUUAAUUUUAUUUAAUAAUCUUUUAUAUAGACAAGUGGUACAUACUUGGCAUAAUUUUUUUUCUGUUUUUUGACUUUCAAAACACGUGGAGCAUGUACCUCUGCUGCUCUCUUACAGACUGUCAAUAUUUGUUGACUGUAUUUGUUACACAUUCACAGCUAUGUGCAAGCUUUGCUGACUUAUAAGACUUAAAAAAAAAUUAAUGUACAGCAACGGACAUCUCUUUUAGUUAGGCCGAGUCCAUCAUGUUUCUUACGAACAGCUGGCUGUUACGCUACAGGUGUAUCUCACUUCUACAUUUUGUUUUAGUGCGUCUGUCCUAUUGGUGAUUGUUUAAAAAAGAAAAGUACGUGUUUUAACUUCUGUGCUGCGUUGUUUUUUUAAAUAAAGUUCAUUGUCUUGUAAAUCUGAUGAGAGGA